ACGUGCUUUGCCUGUUUGUUUAUAUUCGCGUUCACUGUUUUGGCUGAAAUAUCCUCACCAUUGCUUGUUAAAAAGAUAACAUUUUGUACCGCAUUUUAUAUCCAGUGUAAUGGCCACCGAUUCCGAUCAGUUACCACCCGCUUCGCAAGUCGGUUCUAACUACGCGAAAAAUCGUAAUAAAAAACGUAAAUCUGCCGGCAAACGGUUCCUGCAAAAUGCAAAAGGAUUUGGUCGGAAAAACAGUUUCGGUCGGGGCGCGGAACUCGAUCAGGAGGAGUACAGCUACUUUGUGGGUAUACUUGAAGCCACCACGGCAAUUAGCGGCGUAGACGAUAGUGAGGAGUUUUGCACGAUGGCCAACAACGUGUUCGAGCAGAUCAACGGUAAGGAAAUCAAGACGGCCUCCAACCAAUUGAGCAGCCGUGUGUUGGAAAAUCUGCUUGGUUACACCGAUGAACAGAACCUGCAACAUUUAAUGACGCAAUUUGGUGAUAAUUUUCGAGUCGUUUGCUGUGAUAAAUUUGCAUCCCAUGUUCUGCAGAAGGCACUACUCGUAGCAAUGCUGAGAUGUUCUGGCGCACUUCAACCCGCCAAGAAUGGAACCGGUAAAAAGCAAAAAACAGACAUUGCCAGAGAGGUUACUUAUAAUCUAAAGCAAGACUUUAGCGUUGAUCACCGGAAAGUAUGCGCUAAAUUCGUAAAGAAAGUAGCAAAAUUUUUGCUCAACAAUUUGGAAGAAUUCGUGUGGGAUUCGUUUGGAAACUAUGUUACCCGGCAGUGUAUCAUGAAUUUGGCUGGUAUUGCGGAGUUGAAAAUGGGAAAAGGCGAGUCACCGGAAGUCCGGAAACUGGUCGUACCUGAAAAGUGGUUCAAAUUGAUUAUCGAGUUUUGUUCACGGUUGCUGGCAUGGCCUCAAUUUUCCGAGCUUCCCUACAGUGAGUUUACUUCGGCACUGCUGCAGAGUUUGCUGGUUGCGCUCGAUCGGGCAGAGGAUAAAUUUCAAUUGCUUCAGCUGAGUGAGAAAUUGCUAGCCAGUUUUUUGCUAGAAGCCUCUGAAGACGAAGAGGAGAGUGAAACUGAACCAACGAAAAAACUUCCCAAAGUUUUUCAUCAUGAUAGCUCAAUUCGAUUGUUGGAAGUUGUACUAUCGGUUGUUGAUUCCGACUUUCUCAAAAACCAGUUAUACAAAAAGCUGUUCCAGGGAAACGUCAUCCCACUAAGUCAAUCCCGUAUGACGAAUUUUGCGAUUCAAAAAUUGUUGAAUAAUUUGUCGGAUAAACAUAUUUUGGAGGUAAUCUUCUCAGAACUUGAUGAAGGCAUAGAGGAAAUAUUGAAGCUUGGGCAUACCGGAAUUGUUGCUGCACUGGCUAAAGCUUGCUCGCGGUUGUCUUGUCAGCAGGGAAAAUUUGUUAAACUUCUACUGGAUGCACUUCACUGUUCGGAAGCCACUGGAGAAAAGUUACUAACCUCUGUCCUCAAGCUAAUGCCACCGGAAGUGCUGGUUGAACAGUCGUCUGCUCCGAUUAAUUUACACGGUUCAAUAAUUUUGCAAUCCGUGCUAGAUUUUAAUAAGCCCAUCAAAAUGGUGACGGCGAUUCUGGAUACGAAAAAUGAUCAUUUGGCAAAGAUAUUCACGGACCCAAAAGGUUCCUUCGUUGCCAACGCCUUCAUAGGAUCGAAGUUUGUGGGAGAAAAAUCCCGCGAAAAAUUGGUUCGUCACCUGGAGGGAUGUUACAUGGAUUUGGCUUUGUCUCUCCAUGGUUCCCAUGUGCUGGAGUUGCUUUAUGAAACUAGCAGCCCCAGUCAGAAGGAAAGUAUUGUGCGCGAGCUUGCAGAGCGGUUAGCCCAACUGAACAGCAAACCUUGGGGGAAGAUUAUCAACCAGAAGCUACGAGUGGACGCUUAUCGGCAAAACCCUACACAGUGGAAGAAUGCUAGAGGAACAUCGGGGCAGCAGUCUGUAGAAAAGGCGCAGGAUGGGAGUAGAAGCGGCAAGAAACGUAAGUGAUUUCAAUAUAUUUUUC
Wyeomyia smithii (pitcher-plant mosquito) is the source of this 2024-nucleotide messenger RNA. RefSeq names its product nucleolar protein 9. Gene Ontology annotation, biological process: endonucleolytic cleavage in 5'-ETS of tricistronic rRNA transcript (SSU-rRNA, 5.8S rRNA, LSU-rRNA); endonucleolytic cleavage in ITS1 to separate SSU-rRNA from 5.8S rRNA and LSU-rRNA from tricistronic rRNA transcript (SSU-rRNA, 5.8S rRNA, LSU-rRNA); ribosomal small subunit export from nucleus. Gene Ontology annotation, cellular component: nucleolus; preribosome, small subunit precursor; 90S preribosome. The record is from RefSeq and is a predicted model, not a curated record. Gene Ontology annotation, molecular function: RNA binding. NCBI's taxonomy places the organism in Eukaryota, Metazoa, Arthropoda, Insecta, Diptera, Culicidae. Bases 110 to 2008 code for a protein of 632 amino acids. The transcript has a single exon.